Molecule: messenger RNA, 714 nt
Organism: Vicia faba (fava bean)
Lineage: Eukaryota; Viridiplantae; Streptophyta; Magnoliopsida; Fabales; Fabaceae
Source: the annotation of a GenBank genome assembly
AUGCUCAACACCAAUAUUCGCCCCAAUUCCAACACUUUCACCACUGUUGUAAAAGCAUGUCAUACACUUUCCUCUCUAGAACAAGUCUUCACUCUGUCCAUGAAGUUGGGAAAUUCAUCUGAUUUAUAUUUCAUGAGCUCUCUUAUCAUUGCUUUUUCGAAACACGGGGCGAUACACUUUGCGCGUAAUGUGUUCGAUGAAAGUUCUAACAGAAAUGUAGUUUGUUGGACGAGUCUCGUGAGUGGCUAUUGCAGUUGCGGUGAGGGGAUUGAGCUUUUUCGUGAAUUGAAGAAGAACAAGGGUUGUGCGGGUGUGAAACCCAAUGGGACUCUUUUGGCGAGUGUUCUUAAGGCUUGUACAAUGGUGGGUGCUUUUGAGGAAGGGAAAUGGAUUCAUUCCUAUGUUGAGGAAAAUGGUUUGGAGUAUGAACUUGAGCUUGGAACAGCGUUAAUUGAUUUCUACACGAAAUGUGGUUGUUUAAAGAGUGCAGAGGAAGUGUUUGAGAAAAUGGUUGUUAAAGAUGUUGCUACUUGGAGUGCUAUGAUUUUGGGAUUGGCUAUUAAUGGGAAUAAUCUGAUGGCACUGAAACUGUUUGAGAAGAUGGAGAAGGUUGGACCAAAACCUAAUGAGAUUACUUUCAUUGGUGUUCUCACUGCUUGCAAUCGUAAAAGUCUGUUUGGUGAAGCGUUGCGGUUAUUCGGAAUUAUCGUUUGA